Messenger RNA from Scedosporium apiospermum, 1851 nucleotides. RefSeq names its product putative fad binding domain-containing protein. Gene Ontology annotation, molecular function: FAD binding; oxidoreductase activity. The coding region runs from base 1 to 1851 and encodes 616 amino acids. NCBI's taxonomy places the organism in Eukaryota, Fungi, Ascomycota, Sordariomycetes, Microascales, Microascaceae. The record is from RefSeq and is a predicted model, not a curated record. The transcript has 3 exons.
AUGCGUGAUCUCUUGCUCCCCACCGUCCUCCUGGGCCUCCUUGGAGGAGCUCAAUGCUUCAAUUUCCCCUUCGAGGACCUCGACCUCACGGAAGAGAACUUCCAACGAGGCCAAGGAGGCUACUCCGACAUCUACUUCGGCGACGCCUCCCGUCCCAGGCUCUCUCGAGCCGAGUGCAAGGCCACCCCUGGCACCGCCGAUUGGCCUAGCGACCGCGAGUGGGAGCGUCUCGGCGAAUUCCUCGAGGGCGCCCUGCUCAAGCCCGAACCGCCUACCGCCGUGUGCUACAAGGAUCAUCCUCUGUACGACGAGGCCAAGUGUCGGGAUAUCAGGACCAAUUCCGGCUCGAAUCGGUUCUUUAUCGAUGAUCCGCUGAGCGUGUUGACUGCGUGGCCGCAGGGGAAUACGUGUCCUUUGGAGGUGAAGCCGAAUACUACUUGUACUCAUGGAGGAUUUCCCGAGUAUGUGGUCAAUGUGACGGAGGUUUGGCAGAUUCAGACGGCUGUCAACUUUGCUCGGAACAAGAACAUCCGUCUCGUUAUCAAGAACACCGGCCACGACUUCCUCGGCCGCAGUGUCGGCGCAGGAUCCAUCAGCGUCUGGACUCACUUCCUCAAGCAGUUCGAGUUCCUCCCCGAGUACACUCAGGGCCGAUACAAGGGCCCCGCCGCCCGCGUCGGCGCCGGCCUUGAGUCGUGGGAGAUGUACAACUUCAUGGACGAGCACAACGUCACUUUUGUUACUCCCGGUCGAUACACCGUCGGUGUUUACGGCGGGUGGUUCCAGGGCGGCGGCCACAACGCUCUCUCGUCGUGGUACGGCAUGGGCGCGGAUCAGAUUCUGUCGCUUCAGGUCGUUACGGCUGACGGGCGAUUCGUUACUGCUGAUACUGAAGAGAAUACUGAUUUGUUCUACGCUCUCCGUGGAGGCGGUCCAAGCACUUAUGGUAUCGUAACCUCUGCCAUCGUCAAAGCCCACCCCCGCGUCGUAGUCCGAAACGCCGCUCUCUCCUUCCAAACCAGCAAGGACGUCGACGUCGAGGCUUUCUGGACCGCCGUCAACCUCUACCACUGGUACGGCCAAUACAUCACCGAGGUCGGCGGCACGUCCUACAACUACGUCACCUACACCGGCAAAAACUCGUACACCUUCACCGCCGACAACGAGUUCCCCGACCUCAGCGACGAGGAAAUCAUCUACUUCCUCACGCCGCUCUGGGACUCCCUCCGCGAGGCUGGCAUCCCCGUCAAGAACAUCACCGUCGCGCCGACGUCCAACUGGGCGCCUUCUUCUAACGGCGGUACGGGCGACGCCCCAGGAAGCCAGCGCUUCGCCAGCAGGCUCUUCCCGCGCAAGAACUGGAAGGACGAAGACCUCUUCGUUAAGACCAUGGCCGCCGUGCGUGAGAUCGUCGAGGCGACAUACACCUUCCACGGCAUCUUCAUGAGCCCCACGUCCACCAUCGCGGGCUGGCCAGGCGCAGACAGCGGUUUGAACCCAGCGUUCCGUGAAACGUACAUGCACGCCGACAUCUUUUACACGGGCGACAUCUCCAAGACGGAGCCCUUCAACGCCGUCAUGGACAAGUUGCGGAACGUGACGGCCGAUGGUGGCGCGUACAUCAACGAGUCGGACGUCGAGGAGCCCAAUUGGCAGCAGAGCUACUUUGGGAAUAAGUACGACAGGCUUCUGCAGAUUAAGAAGAGGAGGGAUCCAUGGAAUGUGUUUUGGGCGCCGAGUACGGUGGGGAGCGAGGGAUGGGCUGUGAGGAAGGCGGAGGGGGAUGUGUUUCCUUCACAGAAUGGGCCGCUCUGCAAGGUGAGUGCGGCUGCGGCUGCGGCUGCGGCGUAA